AUGUUUCUUAGUGAUAGUGAUGGAGAGAGGAGGAGUCUUGUAAUGUAUUUCAAGGUUUUUGAGAAUUUUGAUAAAAACAUCUCUCCUCAAUUCCAGGACAGCAUCAAGAAAAUGGUUGACGAUGAGACGGAAAAAGUUAAAAGGAUUCGCAAAGGACUCCACUGUACUUUUCAGAGAAAGACUAAAGAUCUUGACUGGGGUGGUAAAUCCUGA
Molecule: messenger RNA, 213 nt
Organism: Prunus armeniaca (apricot)
Lineage: Eukaryota; Viridiplantae; Streptophyta; Magnoliopsida; Rosales; Rosaceae
Source: the annotation of a GenBank genome assembly